CUCGCUGCCACAAGCCCUCCAGGCACCUCGCUCGCUGUUCAAAAUGCGCUUUUCGCUCGCCGCCCUUGCUCUCCCUAUCGCCGUGGCUAGUGCCUUGGACAUCACCGGUCCUUCUGAGUCGGCUUUCUGGGUACAGAACACAAGUAACACGAUCACUUGGACGUUCAGCCAGAACGACCCCAACCCGAUUGACAUUAUCGUCGUGAAUGGAAACAACCAGACGCUGAACGGUCCGUUCGCGAUUGUAUCUUCUGCCAACGUUUCCGCCGAGUCAUUCACUAUCACCAACGUGACCCUGGUCCCUGGAGACGGCUACCAAGUCCAGUUCGUCAACACUACGAACCUGACACAGGUCUUUGCUAGCAGCCCUACCUUCACGGUCAAGCCCCCUGGCAGUGCUCCCGCCCCCACCUCGAGCGCGUCGAGCAGUGCAUCAGCUUCGGGCUCUGCGGCUAGCGCCUCUGCUACCUCGCCUAACGGUUCCAGCACGUCCAGUGCCAGUGCCACCGCCUCUAGUGGCGCGAACGGCGCUGUCAGCCUGACGAGCGGCCAGGGCGUGUUCGGCGUCAUCGCGGCGUGCGGCAUCGCGUCCCUCUCUGCGCUUCUCUUGUAAGAAUGCCGCAGCCGACAGCUCCCGACGAGCCCCCGAUCAUUGCAUCUCGUAUGCUUUCCGCCUCCGGAUCUCCCCUUGUGCAGCACACCUCCUCCUCCCCCCUACUGUGAACAAUGAACCCUGGUACUCCGCGGUGUUUGCCGUUACCACCUUCGUUGACUCGUCCACUCUUUUGGCUCCCUUGUUGUUGUCUUUUUGCUCUUGACGUUUUUCUUCAGGGCUGUAUUCCCCGAUACCAAGCCUCUGGGUGUCCGCCCAUUCAG
This is a messenger RNA of Trametes versicolor FP-101664 SS1, 876 nucleotides long. RefSeq lists its product as uncharacterized. NCBI's taxonomy places the organism in Eukaryota, Fungi, Basidiomycota, Agaricomycetes, Polyporales, Polyporaceae. Bases 44 to 613 code for a protein of 189 amino acids. The record is from RefSeq and is a predicted model, not a curated record. The transcript has 6 exons.